This is a messenger RNA of Humulus lupulus (European hop), 1666 nucleotides long. RefSeq names its product 26S proteasome non-ATPase regulatory subunit 12 homolog A. The record is from RefSeq and is a predicted model, not a curated record. The transcript has 12 exons. NCBI's taxonomy places the organism in Eukaryota, Viridiplantae, Streptophyta, Magnoliopsida, Rosales, Cannabaceae. Bases 220 to 1548 code for a protein of 442 amino acids. Gene Ontology annotation, cellular component: nuclear proteasome complex; proteasome regulatory particle, lid subcomplex; cytoplasm.
GCAACCUCGCGGAUAUAAACUCUCAACAGCCAAACACUCUUCUCUCACCAUCGGAUCCGAAGCGCCAUUGACGGCCAUCUGCCCUUAGCUCAGCCCAACUCCACGGCGACUGGUUUUUCGACCGUUGGACACUGAUCUUGGAUUUCUGUACCUUUACGGCAGUUCUCUGCUAGGGUUUUCAUUUGGUUAUCGUAUAUUGGGAUCUAAACUAAAUUAAAUAUGGAAGGAGGAGGUAAUUUGGAGGCGACCAUAGAGCAAUUGCUCAAUGUGGAGAAGCAGAUGAGGCUUGCUGGAGAUGUGGCAGGAACCAAGAAGGCUGCCACUGACAUUCUACAACUCUGCUUUGAAGCACGUGCUUGGAAGACCCUCAAUGAGCAGAUUAUUGUCUUAUCAAAACGCCGGGGUCAACUUAAGCAGGCUGUAACUGCUAUGGUCCAGCAAGCAAUGCAGUAUAUAGAUGAGACUCCAGAUGUUGAAACUCGUGUGGAGCUUAUAAAAACCCUUAAUAAUGUUGCUGCUGGAAAGAUAUAUGUUGAGAUUGAGAGAGCCAGGUUGACUAAAAAACUUGCAAAGAUAAAGGAAGAACAAGGACUUAUAGCUGAAGCUGCUGAUUUGAUGCAAGAAAUAGCGGUUGAAACUUUUGGCGCUAUGGCAAAAACUGAGAAAAUUGCUUUCAUUCUUGAACAAGUCCGACUGUGUUUGGAUCGUCAAGAUUAUGUUCGUGCCCAAAUCCUGUCAAGGAAGAUUAGUCCAAGGGUUUUUGAUGUUGACAUCUCAAAAGAGAAGAAAAAACCUAAAGAAGGUGAUGGUGUUGUUGAGGAGGCUCCUGCUGAUAUUCCAUCACUCUUGGAGUUAAAGCGGAUUUAUUAUGAAUUAAUGAUAAGGUAUUAUUCACAUAACAAUGAUUACCUUGAAAUUUGCCGAUGCUACAAGGCAAUAUAUGAGAUUCCUGCUGUCAAAGAAAACCCUUCUGACUGGAUACCGAUCUUAAGGAAAAUAUGUUGGUACUUGGUUCUGGCGCCACAUGAUCCAAUGCAAUCAAGUCUUCUUAAUUCCACCUUGGAGGAUAAGAAUCUCACUGAACUUUCAAAUUUUAGGUUGCUGUUGAAGCAACUGGUCACCAUGGAGGUUGUACAAUGGACAGCUCUUUGGAAUUCAUACAAGGAUGAGUUCGAGAAUGAGAAGAACAUGCUUGGAGGUUUCUUGGGGGACAAAGCAGCUGAAGAUCUAAAACAGAGGGUUAUAGAACAUAAUAUCUUAGUUGUCUCAAAGUACUACGCCAGGAUUACGCUGAAGAGACUUGCAGAGCUCUUGUGUCUCAGUAUCCAGGAAGCUGAGAAGCAUCUUUCAGAAAUGGUUGUUUCCAAGGCCCUAGUUUCAAAGAUUGACAGGCCGAUGGGUGUCGUUAAUUUUCAAACGGCAAAGGAUAGCAACGAAAUUCUUAACGCCUGGUCUUCAAACUUGGAGAAGCUGCUUGAUCUUGUUGAGAAGAGUUGCCACCAGAUACACAAGGAAACUAUGGUUCACAAAGCUGCUUUGAAAGUUUGAGGUUGCCGUAGCCAAUUGCUUGUAGAACUGGCUUAUUAACUUUUAGACUCCAUAACAAUUUGGUUCCUGAACUAAAUAUUUUUUUUUGGUGGCAUUUAAAUACCCAACUUUACAUCUA